Pyrus x bretschneideri (Chinese white pear) is the source of this 2708-nucleotide messenger RNA. RefSeq lists its product as uncharacterized. Lineage: Eukaryota; Viridiplantae; Streptophyta; Magnoliopsida; Rosales; Rosaceae. Bases 169 to 2496 code for a protein of 775 amino acids. The record is from RefSeq and is a predicted model, not a curated record. The transcript is spliced from 14 exons. Gene Ontology annotation, molecular function: nucleic acid binding.
UUCGGAUAAACGCCACGUCGCGCUCUCCGGCGGAUAAUAGAACUUGUUCGUUCGUUCCCCAAAACCUCCAAAGCCUUUCACCCAGUAAUCUUUACUAUUAUCUGAAACUGCAUCCAUUACCACACUCUAAAUUCUGAUGAGCUUAGCUGUUCCUUUCUCUCUCUAGAAAUGGACGGUUUCUCUCUCUCCCUCACCACCAACACCACCCCUUUCUUUCUCACUCGCACUCGUCUUCUUCCUUCAUUUUCUUCCACAACCCAAAAUUUCCCUCCGAGGCACAAGAAAUGGGUUGUUUUCGGUUCCAGGGAGGAGCCAAAGCUCGACCCUUUGGACCAAAUGGAGCUCAAGUUCGGUCGCUUGAUCGGCGAGGACCCCAAACUUACGAUUGCCAAGAUUUUGGGAAGAAAAGCAAACCCAGAAGCUAGUUAUAUGGAUAUUGAGAAAAGUUUUUACAAGAACAAGGGUAAAAUUGUAGAGAUAAAGGAAGUACCUUUUGAUGGGGCCAAGGAAGUUCAAACCAGCCAAGAAAAGGAGGUACCUUUAGAUGGGCCUAAGGAAGUUCAGUCAUCUAGGUCAUUGGAUGGUGUGAACUUGGUCCGACCGGUGCCAAAGAAAGGAGUUAAAUUUGAAGUGGAUGAUAAGCCAAGAGUGUCGCUGAAUAAGAACCUGAGACGCCCAGUUUCCAAGCCCGUGGAACCUACUAAACGUAGUGUUCCUAAUGUUAUUUUGAGAAAGCCGACUUUGUUUAAUGAGGAUGACGUUGAAGAUAUGCCUUCAAGGUUGCAAAUUAAACCGAAUUUGUCCUUGAAGAUGAGGAUUAAGCAACCAAAGGAGAAGUUUAGUGAUAUGACAUUGUUGAGAAAACCGCAACCAGUGAGUGUUGAUGAAAGUAGCGAAAAUAAACAAGAGCAAUCUAGUGAUGCGGAUAAGAAUGUCAUUGGUGACGCAGAAAUGGAGAAGUGGAGAGAAGAAAAUGAUAAAGUUAGUGGUUUUACUUUAUUAGAAAAACCCAAAGCAACUGGCGUCAUAACAAAGAGUGAAGAUGAUAAUGAGCAACCUGAGAAUGGCGAAUCUAGUAUCGUUGAUACUGUUGAAGAUAAUGAUAGCUCCAAGGAUUUGUCUGAAUUUACUGCAACUAGCACAACAAGAAACAGUCUUGAAGAAUCCAAAGAUGGUCCUGGUCAAAAGGAUGACACCCUUAUAGGAUUGCAGCCAUAUGAGCAGAGCACUAUGGAGUCCAGUGAGGAGGUAUCUGGUUCGAGUGAACUGUCUGAUACAAGCUUACCUGUUUCUAAUGUUGACUUGACGAUGGACACUGCAUUACAAGGAAAACCGAAAAGAUUAAACAAACCUGUUAACGAUGAAGAGAGCAUUUUUGUUGGCUCUGAAAAUAUGCGAGAAUCACUAAUUGAGGGUCAUGAAGAUGCUGAUUGGGUUAUGGCUGAAAAUAUGGUUAAAAAAGGAGACAGGGGAGAUGUAGAACUGAUAAGUGCUAGCACCAGGGGUUUUGUUGUAUCUUUCCGCUCUUUAAUUGGAUUUCUGCCAUACCGUAAUCUUUCUUCCAAGUGGAAGUUCUUAGCUUUUGAGUCAUGGUUGAGACAGAAGGGCUUAGACCCGUCAUUGUACAGGCGAAAUCUAGGAAUUAUUGGAAGUUACGAUAUGGUGGAAUCAAAUACUCUUCCUAAUCCAAGCCUAGAAGAUCCUGAUACAGAUACAAAAAGUGAGGAAGUAGUUUCGCCAGAUAUGAAAUUGGAAGACCUUCUUACGAUUUAUGACCAAGAGAAAAUCAAAUUCUUAUCAUCAUUUGUUGGCCAGAAAAUCAGAGUACAGGUGGUGUUGGCCAACAGAAAGUUUGGGAAGCUGGUAUUUUCAGUGAGGCCAAAAGAGAAGGAAGAGUCGGUUGAGAGAAAAAGAAGUCUCAUGGCAAAACUUCAAGUUGGAGAUGUCGUGAAAUGCUGCAUCAAGAAAAUUACUUAUUUUGGUGUUUUUGUUGAGGUUGAGGGAGUGCCUGCAUUAAUCCAUCAGACAGAAAUAUCUUGGGACGCUACUGUGGAUCCCUCUUCUUACUUCAAAGUUGGCCAGAUUAUGGAGGCAAAAGUUUACCAACUGGAUUUUGCACUUGAACGUAUCUUCUUGUCAUUAAAGGAGAUAUUGCCAGAUCCAUUGAUGGAAACCUUGGAGUCUGUGGUUGGUGAUCGUGAUAGUUUAGAUGGGAGAUUAGAAGCAGCACAAGCAGAUACUGAGUGGGCUGCUGUCGACUGUCUUAUCAAAGAGCUGCAACAAACCGAACGAAUCCAGUCUGUCUCAAAAGGUCGCUAUUUCUUGAGCCCAGGGUUAGCUCCAACAUUUCAGGUUUAUAUGGCAUCCAUGUUUGAGAAUCAGUACAAGUUACUUGCUCGAUCGGAAAAUAAAGUACAAGAGGUAAUAGUUCAAACUUCACUGGACAAAGAAGAGAUGAAAUCUGUGAUUCUAACAUGUACAAGCAGGGUAGGCUAGUUCUGUUCUUAUCCGAGUUGUAAGUGCUGCGAGUGCAGUUUCGUUCUUGAUAGGCAUCAUUUGGAAUUUUGUAAAGGUAGAAAAGGAAAUUGUUUCCAUGGCGGGGAGGAUUGAAAUUGUUUCUUCAUUUUGUAGAGAUGGGGAUCUGUAAAUCCUCCAAGCUAUAAUUUAGAGUUAUUAGUUUAUGAAUGCAGAAAGCUCCUUUUCCUUUC